AUGGCGACCUCAAUACCUCGAGCUUUGCCGUCAAGGCCCGGAUGUCGCUUCCCCCUGACUCUGCGACGUUGUAUUGCCCGUCGAUCAUCCACGCAGAGCGAAAAUUGGGCUGGUCGCCCAUUUGAUGUCGCCAAAGACAAUGUUGCGCAGCUGGCUGCCAGUCCCCGUCGACCUUUGACACUUGCAGACCUACUCAAACAUGGUCGCCCACCAUUGGACAAAGAGGCUCUUCUAGCCUCGGCCAACUUCACUCUCUCCCUACUCCCCGCUCGACUGGCAUCUCGAAUACAAGCAUUACGAAACCUGCCCUUCAUUGUCGUCUCGAAUCCCCAUGUCUCCAAAAUAUACCAUAACUACCUUCAUUCGCUAUCAACCCUCAUACCAUACCAACAGCGCCGCAUCACAACCCUUGAAGAAGAGAACCAAUUCGGAGACGUGCUAGCCGACCUCGUCCAAACCCAUACAAAUACAAUCCCGGUCCUCGCCCGCGGAUUUCUUGAAUGCAGGAAAUACGUCAGCCCCGCCGACGUCACAAGCUUCCUAGACACGCACCUGCGCGCGCGUAUCGGCACACGCCUGAUCGCCGAGCAACAUCUGGCUCUUCACUACGCCUCCCAACCAAUUAAAGAUGACACAUCCGCCGAAUCCAGUGCGCAAGCGCCCAAGAGCUCAAUUCCUCCAAACUAUAUCGGAGUGAUCGACACAGCCCUGCAGCCCGCACGGAUCAUUCGGCAAUGCGAGGAUUUCGUCGGAGAGAUUUGCGAACUCAAGUACGGGGUGCGACCGAGCUUGAAGAUUGGGGGCGAGCCUGAUGCCUCGUUCGCCCAUAUUCCCGUACACAUCGAGUACAUCAUCACGGAGCUCUUGAAAAAUGCAUUCCGGGCGAGCAUUGAGAACGGGAAUGAGCGCGAACCUAUCGAAGUGACUAUUGCUGCGGCGCCAGAUGUGCCCGGCGACCAGCCGCCUAUCUCGGGGGAUAAUGAUAAUGAUACUGCAAUUGAGUUGGACUCGGAGGGUGAUCGGGCCAAUCGGAAUGAAUAUAUUGGUUAUUCGGCUCCGUCUUCGCAGAGUAUCACAAUCCGCAUUCGUGAUCGCGGGGGUGGCAUCCCACCUGAAGUCUUGCCUCAUAUCUGGUCGUACAGUUUUACGACUUUCUCCGAUAUGGAUGUUCAGAACUCAGAGAAUAGAAAUAUGGAUGCUUUGAAUACCAUUUCUGCGAGCGGUGGCCACCUCAGCAGUAUUGCGGGUCUUGGGUAUGGGUUGCCGCUGAGCAGAGCCUAUGCUGAAUACUUUGGAGGCAGUAUUGCUGUGCAAAGCUUGUGGGGAUGGGGAACUGAUGUCUAUUUGACACUUCAGGGAGUUGGAAGAAUUGACUGA
This is a messenger RNA of Penicillium soppii, 1377 nucleotides long. Its product is annotated as alpha-ketoacid dehydrogenase kinase family protein. Gene Ontology annotation, molecular function: pyruvate dehydrogenase (acetyl-transferring) kinase activity. Gene Ontology annotation, biological process: regulation of glucose metabolic process; protein phosphorylation. Lineage: Eukaryota; Fungi; Ascomycota; Eurotiomycetes; Eurotiales; Aspergillaceae. Gene Ontology annotation, cellular component: mitochondrion. The record is from RefSeq and is a predicted model, not a curated record. The transcript is spliced from 2 exons. Bases 1 to 1377 code for a protein of 458 amino acids.